Parascedosporium putredinis is the source of this 345-nucleotide messenger RNA. Lineage: Eukaryota; Fungi; Ascomycota; Sordariomycetes; Microascales; Microascaceae. The record is from the annotation of a GenBank genome assembly.
AUGCAGCUCCCCAUCACCCUCCUUGCUCUCCUCGCCGCCGGCGCCUCCGCCCAGCGCAACAGGUGGACGCCUCCGGCCCCCCGAGUGGUACUCUCAAUGCGUUCCCUCGACCACGAGGACUCCCCUCCUCUUAACCAGGAUCCCGAUAUCCAGACCCGCAUCCUCACCACCAUCUUCGACGUUCCCGGACCCAGCCCCACCGUCGUCACCACUUACAUCACCAUCUACACCUCAGUCGCGCCUGCCCCUUCGCCUCAAAACCCUCAGCCUCCCGUCACCAUCACCGUCAUCCCCGACACUCCUAUCCAGCCUAGGCAGCCCAAGGAGAAGCGGUGGGAGGCGUAA